Molecule: messenger RNA, 2249 nt
Organism: Protopterus annectens (West African lungfish)
Lineage: Eukaryota; Metazoa; Chordata; Ceratodontiformes; Protopteridae
Gene: COG8
Product: component of oligomeric golgi complex 8
Exons: 5
Coding region: 153-1961 (602 amino acids)
Biological process (GO): intra-Golgi vesicle-mediated transport
Cellular component (GO): COG complex
Source: RefSeq, a predicted model, not a curated record
ACGUUGCCAGCUUGCCUCGCGCAGCUUUCUUUAUCAGUAGUCAAAUAACGUUUGUUGUUAUGUAGUGACAUAGCGGCGUCACCAGUAAGUCACUGACAGAGUGUACCCGGAACAAUAAAUCUGUACAUUAAGCAAAGUUUGACCUCCCCAAAAUGGCGACCAUGGACGUGGAAGAUGAAAGUAUCUUGGCAUCUAUAUUUCGAGAUAGUUUCCCAGAGAAAUGGCGUGAGAAUUCUGAUUUCACUGCGUAUUUGUCAGAGUUGAGUUCCUAUGGCAUUGACAAAUUGAACCGCGAACCGGAGCGCUUGGCAGAGGAAAGAUCCGCAAUCCUACAGCAAACCAGGCAGCUGGCAUUCACUAACUACAAAACUUUCAUCCGCACUGCUGAAUGCACAGAACGGGUGUACGGAGAUUUUGGACGAGUGGAAAGCAGUGUGUCUAACCUCCUUAAUAAGCUUCCCACAUUCCAGGAACGAUGCAGGCACUUUGUAAAGGAGGCAGAGAGGAUUGCAGUAAGCCGCCGAAUGAAUAGUCUGACUUUAAAUCGACACACUGAGAUUUUGGAGAUCUUGGAGAUCCCCCAGCUCAUGGACACAUGUGUAAGGAAUGCAUAUUAUGAGGAAGCACUGGAGCUUGCAGCCUUUGUCAAAAGGCUAGAGAAGAAACAUUCAAAUAUUCCUGUUAUCCAGGGUAUUGUCAAUGAAGUGUGCCAGUCAGCUCAGCUGAUGCUGAAUCAGCUUAUACAACAGCUGCGUACCAAUAUUCAGCUUCCAGCUUGUCUCCGUGUCAUUGGCUACUUGAGGAGGAUGGAUGUAUUUACUGAAGCAGAACUACGAAUAAAAUUCCUUCAGGCCCGAGAUGCAUGGCUCAAAUCUAUCUUGAGUUCCCUAGCAGAUGAAGAUCCUUAUUUCCACAUUACAAAAACUAUUGAAACAUACCGGGUUCAUUUGUUUGACAUCAUCACCCAGUACCGUGCCAUAUUUUCUGACGAAGAUCCUCUCUUGCCUUCUGCAGACCAGACUAUCAAUGAGGGAGCAAUCUUUCAUGGAUGGGUUGUGCAGAAGGUGUUGGAAUUCCUCCAUAUCCUGGAGACCAAUCUCCAUAAAGGAGUUGGUGGACGACUAGACUCCCUGCUUGGGCAGUGCAUGUAUUUUGGUCUUUCCUUUAGUCGUGUUGGUGUUGACUUUCGGGGGCAGUUAGCUCCCAUGUUCCAGAGAGUUGCAAUGGACACAUUUGCAAAGGCAGUGCAAGACUCUGUUGAUAAAUUCCAAGAGGAGAUGAAUUUGUACACGUUAAUAUCUGCCCCAGCAGUGUUGAGCAGCUCAGUGCCCAUGACCUUGCCAAGUAACCAACCUGGUACACUUCAGCCACCCAUGGCACUGUUGGAUUUUGCACCAUUAGCUUGCUUUCUGAAUGACAUUCUAGUAGCUUUCAAUGACCUUCGUCUCUGCUGCCCCAUAGCACUGGCUCAAGAUGUAGCACUGUGUUUAGAGGCUGCACUUCUUAAGGUGACUAAGAUUAUUCUAGCUUUUCAUCGUGCAGAGGAGACCGCUUUCAGUGGAAGAGAGCGAGAACUGUUUGUCCACUUCUGUGUAGCCUUUGCUGAAGAUUUGGUGCCAUACCUCAAUCGCUGUUUGCAGGUUCUCUUUCCUCCUGCCCAGAUUGCUCAGAUUCUAGGAAUUCCGCCAACACAAGUUCAUAAGUAUGGUUCCCUUGGAUGCCUGGAUGUUGCCUCAAUCCUUGAAGCACUGGCAUUCAUUCUGCCAAAGAAGGAAAUUGUUUUGGCAACAGAUCCUGGCCUAAAUGUUGACUUUAAGGAUGUCCCACCCCCAGGACAAUUGAUAGAGUCUACAUCUGUCCAGACUUCAAAUGAAAAAGUACAAGAAGGGGAGAGAAUGCAAAUGGAACUGACGGCAGAUGUACAGAGCACCCCGCAGGAGCCCACAGAAGGAAGUGGGUAGAGUAGAUUCAGAAUGUUGCUGUGGCUAGCUAAGCAAAAUUCAUAACACAUCAUAAGGUGUUUGGGUAUGGAAGUUAGGACUACUUUCUCAGAUGUUGGUGUACUGUCUGUGUACAAAUGGCAUCUCUGUGACAUUAUUUUCUGCUGUUACAUAUUCUCAGAAAAAAUACCAGCUUGGUUUUCUUCUAAAGCAGAACUUAACUAGACUGCUAAUUUAAAUACAGUUGAGACUUGCAGUAAAAUUACAAUAAAUUAUGAACACUGGAAAUAAACCACUAGUAUACUUUCA